This is a messenger RNA of Didymosphaeria variabile, 2805 nucleotides long. It is a transcript of the gene msp1, whose product is annotated as mitochondrial dynamin GTPase Msp1. The transcript has 3 exons. Bases 1 to 2805 code for a protein of 934 amino acids. The record is from RefSeq and is a predicted model, not a curated record. Gene Ontology annotation, cellular component: microtubule; cytoplasm; membrane. Lineage: Eukaryota; Fungi; Ascomycota; Dothideomycetes; Pleosporales; Didymosphaeriaceae. Gene Ontology annotation, molecular function: GTP binding; microtubule binding; GTPase activity.
AUGAGCGGCAGGCUCACCUCCGCACGCCUUGCCCAUCUCGCGCGCCGAACACCAGCGAACACGCCACGCCUGCAUCGUCUAUUCUACACCACCACCAAGCUCCGUACCGGCGGGCUCCUCCGGAACGAUGCCGGCUCACGAAUUAUCCAGCGAAGGGCGUGGCCACUGGGAAGCUACGCACUGCACAACCUCCCUGCUACCCGGUCGAUAAGUUUUGCGAGGGCGAUCCCAAAGCUCGUUACCAAAUUCGCGACGGCCGGUGCUGCGGCGGGAGGCGCCGUCAUUGCAGGAGUGAGCUACAUACAGUACCAAGCAGGUCAGGCCGGAAGCUGGGCUGUCAAUGUCUUCAACAAAACUUACGAUGGCGCCUCUGAGAUUGCAGGUGAUGGGAUGGACACGGUUUCAGGCAUCUUCGGACAAAUCACUAAAGGUUGGGACAAGACCAAGGGAGACUUGGAAAAGGUGGAGAGGCCGGAGUGGCUGCAGCGGCUACUUGCAAAAGAUGAGUCUGGCGAGUCGGAAGGCGGACACGGUGGAGGACAGGGGCCUGAAGAGCCCAAGAAAUCGGGCGCUGGGGCGGCGGCAGCGGGUGUAGGCUCAGCAGCGGCUUUUGCGCACGCAGGCGAUGACGAGGACAAGGACAAGGGCGAAGAAGAGAAAAUUGCACGGGAUGAGCAGAUGAUGAUGUUGACUAGGAAAAUGAUCGAGAUCCGGGGGCUCCUGCAGACAGUUGGACAGUCCGAAUCACUCACACUGCCCUCGAUCGUUGUCAUUGGGUCACAAUCGUCUGGAAAAAGUUCGGUGCUAGAGGCCAUUGUUGGACACGAGUUCCUACCCAAGGGCCACAACAUGGUCACUCGUCGUCCGAUCGAACUCACCCUGGUACAUACCCCCGAUGCGAGCGCCGAAUAUGGAGAAUUCCCAGCUUUAGGUUUGAAUAAGGUCACAGACUUCGGCCAGAUCCAAAAGACCCUGACGGAUCUUAAUCUGGCUGUACCCGCUGAGGAUUGCGUCUCGGACGAUCCAAUCCAGCUGCGGAUACAUUCCCCCAAUGUUCCGGAUCUAUCAUUGAUUGACCUUCCGGGAUAUAUUCAGGUUGUUGGGAGAGAUCAGCCCCCGCAGCUCAAAGAAAAGAUUGCGGAACUGUGUGAAAAGUAUAUCAAGCCACCGAACGUCAUAUUGGCCAUCUCUGCAGCAGACGUGGAUUUGGCGAACAGCACCGCCUUGCGCGCUUCCCGAAAGGUGGAUCCCCGAGGCGAGAGGACGAUUGGCGUCAUUACCAAGAUGGACCUCGUUGAUGCCGAGCGAGGGGCAAGCUUGCUCAGUGACAGGAAGUACGCUCUGCGCCUAGGAUAUGUGGGUGUCGUCUGCCGCGUGCCAUCUAAUGCAUCUGGUUCAAAGCUAUUCAGUCGCGGCAACGGCAACAUCACAAAUGCUAUCGCGAAGAAUGAGAACGCUUAUUUCGGCUCGCAUCCGGAAUUUUCACCCGACUCACAGCUUGCCGUUGGCACCCCCAAUCUAAAGAAGAAACUCAUGUACGUUCUUGAGCAGACAAUGGCCGCCAGCUUGAAGACCACAAGCGAGGCUAUACAGCGCGAGCUUGCGGAGGCGACAUACGAAUACAAGGUCCAGUACAACGAGCGACCUCUCAGUGCCGAGUCAUACUUGGCAGAGUCUCUAGACGCUUUCAAGCACUCAUUUCGCGGCUUCUCCGAUACAUUCGGGCGCUCCGAAGUGCGCGAACUCCUCAAACACGAACUCGAUCAACAAGUCUUGAACCUCCUUGCCCAGCGUUACUGGAACAGGCCAUUCGAAGAUCUCAGCCCACCUCUACCUGAGACCGAUCCCCUCAGCAGUCUCGCGAAAGCUGACCCUGAAGGCGAAAACGAGAUUUGGCAGAUCAAGCUUGAUAGCUCUAGCGCAGCGCUGACGAAGCUUGGUGUUGGACGACUUGCGACGAGCGUAGUCGCCAAUGCGAUACAAGCCCAUAUUGACCGUCUUGUGGCGAAUUCGCGAUUCGCUGCUCAUCCAUUUGCCAGGCAAGCUAUCUCCGAAGCUUCGACCUCAAUCCUGAAAGAUCUUUCAUACGACAUUGCGGAUGAGCUGGAGAUUUGCAUCAAGCCCUACAAGUACCGCAUAGAACUCGAGGAUAACGAGUGGGCCCGAGGUCGCGAGAACGUCGCUGCUGUUCUCAAAGACGAGCUCAAAGUGUGCGAAGCCGCAGCGAAACGACUAGAAGACCAAGUCGGUGGGCGAAAGAAGGUUAGAGACGUAAUGGCCUUUAUAGACCGUGUGAGAAGCGGACAAGUUGUCCUUGAGGGCGACGGCGUGGGCGGUGCUGGAGGCUUCAGCUCUGCUCUCCUCGCUAAGGGCCGUGAAGCAGUCUUCCUCCGCGACCGCACUGACGUCCUUAAAAUGCGUCUUCUCGCCGUGAAGUCAAAGCAAUGUGCCAACAAGAAGAACAAAUAUCACUGCCCGGAGGUCUUCCUCGACGCCGUGGCAGACAAGCUGACCACCACCGCCGACCUCUUCCUCGACGCAGAGCUUCUCUCAAAAUUCUACUAUAAUUUUCCCCGCGAACUCGACGCUCGCCUGGGCCGCGGCCUCUCUCAAAACGAAAUCGAUCGCUUCGCACGCGAAGAUCCCAAGAUCCGGCGCCACCUGGACGUUGUGCGACGCAAGGACCUUUUGGAGACGGUGCUCAAGGAGAUGGAAUCUUUGCGGCAGCUUGAGGCAAGAGAGAAGCGGUCGAGUCGGAGAGAGCCGAAAGAGGAGCGGAGGAAGGGUGGAUGGAGUUUGUUCUAA